AUGGCGUUGAACCCGCAAGUAUUUAACCUGGUGAUCAUCCUUGUGAUGAUGCAGGUGUCGAAGAAAAUCCCCUUCGACAACCCUUCUGUGCUGUUGGGCGUGCGCUCUAUGUAUGUCGUUUCCAACGUCUUGAUCAUGGCGCUGUACAUGUAUGUGCGACACCAAAUAAUCAAGAAGAAAGACCUCAGAACCCUCAAAUACGUCGAGCCCCCUGCUAUGGGAUCGGGUGAAGAGCCGCGGCCCGUCAUCACCACCGUCCAGGACUACGACAAGCAGCAACUCCGCUCUCUCCUCAAGGGCCAGCUGAUGGGCGUGGGCAUGAUGUGCGUGAUGCACCUGUACUUCAAGUACACCAACCCGCUAGUGAUCCAGUCGAUCAUCCCCUUCAAGACCGCGCUCGAGGGCAACCUGGUCAAAAUCCACGUGUUCGGCAUGUCGGACAAGGGCGAGCUGGAGCGGCCGUGGAAGGCGGCGGGGGGCCUGCUUGGGAUGGCCCAGGGCGAGGUGAAGAAGGAUCGCGCCAGUGUCGAGUCUGCGGAGAAGAAGUGGAGAGGCGGUGCAAAGGAAGAGUAG
This is a messenger RNA of Histoplasma capsulatum G186AR, 573 nucleotides long. RefSeq names its product inorganic phosphate transporter PHO88. The transcript is spliced from 3 exons. Gene Ontology annotation, biological process: protein targeting to ER. The record is from RefSeq and is a predicted model, not a curated record. Lineage: Eukaryota; Fungi; Ascomycota; Eurotiomycetes; Onygenales; Ajellomycetaceae. Gene Ontology annotation, cellular component: mitochondrion; endoplasmic reticulum. Bases 1 to 573 code for a protein of 190 amino acids.